AUGAGGGCUGAAGACAAGUACAAAUUAUUUCUUGCCUUGGGAAUGGUGAUAACAGGCUCGAUCAAUACGAUCUCGACGAAGUGGGCGGACAACCAACGAGCAAUCGGAAAACCCGAAUUUCCCGAGCACGAUUUCGAUCAUCCCUUUCUCCAGGCAGUCGGCAUGUUCAUUGGAGAAUUUACCUGCUUGAUCGCCUUUCAAAUUUGGAGACGGUUCAACAAGAAGAAAGUCGAGGAAGGCGAAAUCGAUGUUGGAUCCGACGACUUCAGUCCGUUUCUGCUCUGCCUCCCCGCGUGCUGCGAUAUGCUCGGGACAUCAACAAUGUAUUUCGGCUUGACGCUGACAUUUGCAAGUUCGUUUCAAAUGUUGCGCGGCGCUGUCAUGCUCUUCACUGCGAUUUUCUCUGUCAUCUUUCUCAAGGCGAUAAUCCAAAUGUUUCGUUGGGCUGGAAUCGGCGUCGUCAUCGUUGGUCUCGCUGCAGUUGGCGUUUCCGACAUGUUAAAGGAAAUUCACAAUGGUGGUGGAAAAGACCUCAGCCACGUUUUAAUCGGAGACGGACUGAUCAUCGCUGCACAGGUUAUCGUGGCUGCGCAAAUGGUCAUUGAGGAGAAGUUCGUCAAUGGCAAGAACAUCCAUCCAUUAAGAGCAGUCGGCUGGGAAGGCUUCUUCGGGGCUUGUAUCCUAUCAAUUCUCUUGGUUCCUUUCUACUAUAUUAUCUUGCCGCCUAACUUCUGCUCUGAUCCUUUUGAACCGGCACUCAACGGCUCUUGCAGAUUGGAAGACGCGAUCGACGGCUUGAUGCAAAUGGGCAAUAACGGCAUCAUCGUUGCCGGUGUUGUGAUGAAUAUCUUGUCGAUCGCAUUCUUCAACUACUUCGGCCUCUCCGUCACAAAGACGCAAUCUGCCACUACUCGAAUGGUGUUGGACUCGAUCCGUACGGUCGUCAUUUGGGCUUUCACGCUCGCUGUCGGGUGGGAAACUGUUUCAAUUUAUACGAUUCCACAAGUGUUUGGCUUCAUGUUCCUGAUCUUCGGAACAUGUCUCUACAACGAUUUGGUCAUCCGACAAGCCUGGUACAAGUACGUCCUAAAGAAGCCUUUCCCCACGGACGAUGAUGAUCAGGAGCCAAUUCUCGAAGAAGGAGAUGACAAUCCAAACUACGACGCCAUAGGCGACGAAGACUAA
This is a messenger RNA of Oikopleura dioica, 1185 nucleotides long. The record is from the annotation of a GenBank genome assembly. Lineage: Eukaryota; Metazoa; Chordata; Appendicularia; Copelata; Oikopleuridae.